Eriocheir sinensis (Chinese mitten crab) is the source of this 855-nucleotide messenger RNA. Its product is annotated as proline-rich protein 2-like. The coding region runs from base 1 to 855 and encodes 284 amino acids. NCBI's taxonomy places the organism in Eukaryota, Metazoa, Arthropoda, Malacostraca, Decapoda, Varunidae. The transcript has 5 exons. The record is from RefSeq and is a predicted model, not a curated record.
AUGCGUGAGGGAGGCGGGGGCAAGAGGGCCAGGCAAAGGGGCGAGGCUGAGGUGUGGAGCGUUGGCCGACAUCCAGGGCUUGAGUUACGAGCUGCGCCCCACGGGCGGCGUUACAGCCGGCCCGUGGGCCCGGCGCGGAGCGGGCGGUCUUAUGCCAAGCCGCAGUCCCACGGGUGGCGUAACAGCCAGCCCGUGGGCCUGGUGCGGAGCGGGCGGUCUUAUGCCAAGCCGCAGCCCCACGGGUGGCGUGACAGCCAGCCCGUGGGCCCGACCACUGCCGCCAAGUCGCAGCCCCACGGCCAGCCCGUGGGCCCGACCACUGCCACCAAGUCGCAGCCCCACGGGUGGCUUCCCAGAGCCAGCCCAUGGGCCCGACCACUGCCGCCAAGUCACAGCCCCACGGGUGGCUUCCCUGAGCCAGCCCAUGGGCCCGACCACUGCCGCCAAGUCGCAGCCCAACGGGUGGCUUCCCUUAGACAGCCCAUGGACCCAACCACUGCUGCCAAGUCGCAGCCCCACGGGUGGCUUCCUUCAGCCAGCCCGUGGGCCCGACCUCCGCCGCCAAGUCGCAGCCCCACGGGCGGCUUCCUUCAGCCAGCCCGUGGGCCCGACCACUGCUGCCAAGUCACAGGACCACGGGUGGCGUCCUUCAGCCAGCCCGUGGGCCCGACCACUGCUGCCAAGUCACAGGACAACGGGUGGCAUCCUUCAGCCAGCAUGGGGGCCCGACCACUGCCGCCAAGUCGCAGCCUCACGGGUGGCGUCCUUCAGCCAGCACGUGGGCCCGACCACUGCCGCCAACUCCUCUCUUUUUCGUCAGCCGUGGGAGACAGGAACUCUGCCGUCUUCCUCUGA